CAAGCUGAGCUUAAGCUUGUAAAUACUUUUUGGGGCCUCCAUAAGCCCAGCAUACUGCUUCCUACUUUUUGCUCAACUAUCAAACGUGCAAGACGGGCAGAAUCAACAUUAGAGCCAAAAAGUCUUGAUGAAAUUGAUAUUUCUAUUUCUCUUCCACCAUUUUGGCUUAUAGACGGUACUUUUAAGACUGUGCCUAAACUUUUUUAUCAGUUGUAUACGAUUCAUACACCAGUAGGUGCAACAAGUAAUUGUAGAAUUCUUUCUUUGGUCUAUGUGCUCAUGACGAAUAAAAGUGAAGAGCUCUAUCAACAAUUAUUUCAAUAUCUAAAUGAAAUUGCUGAAGAAAAUAAUAUAGUAUUAAGUCUAUCAAUUGUUAUUACAGAUUUUGAACGUGCUUCAAUUAAUGCAUCACAUAAUGAAUUUCCAGGUGUUACAAAUAAAUGUUGCUUUUUUCAUUUGGGUCAAAGUGGUUGGCGCAAAAUUCAAAAAGUUGGAUUAGUUAAUCAAUAUGGUGAUGAUGAUAAUCUUAGUAUAGGAUUACAGCAACUAUUCGCAUUAGCAUUUUUACUUCCUAAAGAGAUUCCUUCUGCAUUUAUUAUUUUAAAGCAAUAUAUACCUUCAAUUGCCAAUGCAGUUGUAGAAUGGUUUGAAUUAACAUAUGUUCUUGGAAAACCAUGA
Messenger RNA from Dentiscutata erythropus, 678 nucleotides. The record is from the annotation of a GenBank genome assembly. Lineage: Eukaryota; Fungi; Glomeromycota; Glomeromycetes; Diversisporales; Gigasporaceae.